Messenger RNA from Sander lucioperca (pikeperch), 2430 nucleotides. It is a transcript of the gene adat3, whose product is annotated as adenosine deaminase tRNA specific 3. NCBI's taxonomy places the organism in Eukaryota, Metazoa, Chordata, Actinopteri, Perciformes, Percidae. The record is from RefSeq and is a predicted model, not a curated record. The transcript has 2 exons. Gene Ontology annotation, molecular function: tRNA-specific adenosine-34 deaminase activity. Bases 89 to 1171 code for a protein of 360 amino acids. Gene Ontology annotation, cellular component: nucleus; cytoplasm.
GGACAUUUUAGUCAGUUGCACAAGCAUGUGCAUGAGUCGAGUGGGUGACUGGGCUUUCUGACCAAACGGUAUUUUCAUCAACGUUUUGAUGUCGAAAGAGGAGGAAACCCAAACAAUGGAGCCACAGACGAAACGCUGGAAAGGGUCCGUGUGCGACUCCGACACCUGGGUUGCUUAUCCUGUCCUGUCAGAUGAGCAGUCGCAAGACGUCGAGCUGAUAAAGGCGUUUGCGGCACCCAUUGUCAACAAGAAAGAGACAUCUCGGCUUCUCCGGGAGCUGAGCAGCCUGUACCCGUUGAAUGGCCUUCAGCACAUCAAGAGGGUGCGGGCGGUCAGGGAGAAGGGCAGCCCUCAUCCUCUGGAAGUCCUCGUGUGCCUCGUCAGCGACGCGCCAGACAUUAAGGUGAUAAACAUUGACUCUCUGCUCCCCGCAGAUGGAGUCAGACAUGACGGAUUAGGUGAGCCUUUUGUGGUAAAGGUCCCUGCACGCCCCCCUUUGACCCGGCCCCAGUUUGAGCUGGCGAGCAAACACUGGCCCACCUCCUUUCAUGAGGACAAACAGGUGACCGUGGCCUUGAGAGGAGAGCUCUUCAGUCCGCCACAGAAAGCCAGGAUGCACAUGUACAUGACGUCUGCUUUAACAGCUGCCAAAGCAGGAAAUGAGCUGGGAAUGGAGGCGGUGGGGGCUGUGGUGGUCGACCCAGCAACGGAGAGAAUCAUUGCAGUAGGCCAUGACUGCCGAGGUGACCAUCCUCUCCAUCACGCAGCCAUGGUCUGUAUUGACCUGGUGGCUCAGAGCCAGGGCGGCGGACGUUAUUCUUUUGACAGAUACCCUGCAUGCGGGUUUACCUCACCAACCUCAGACCCCUUUCAGAGCGUUCCUGGUGCAGAGGCGAGCUCACUGCCAUACAUAUGCACCGGGUAUGAUCUUUAUGUGACCCGAGAACCUUGUGUCAUGUGCGCCAUGGCGCUGGUACACUCCCGGAUAGGUCGGGUCUUCUACGGGACUGCCUCUGCUGACGGGGCUGUAGGGACCAGAUAUAAAAUCCACUCGCAGAAAGAUUUGAACCAUCACUUUGAGGUUUACAAAGGAGUGUUGGGCAAGCAGUGUGAGGAUCUUAACGGUCUGGGCAACCACAUCCAAAGAGAGAGUGUACAGCAAAGUAGAUAAUGUAUCAACUUCAAAAUAUCAAACAUGAAUGGGCCUGGAGCUGGAAUUUUAGUUUUUACAUAGAUUAUAUUAUGUUACACAAGCAUUUCUUUUAAAUAAACUUUUUAAUCAUUUGGCCAUUGUUGUAUUAAGAGCAUGUGUGUAGAUGAAAACUAAUAAGGCUCCUUCCCACCAUAGUGCAGACUUUCCUUUAGGCUCGUUAGGAUUAAAGAGCGAGUUGGUGACACUAAAGCCUGACUUUGGGUAAGCUGUUGGCACAAUAAAAAUGUUAAUUCAGCGGGGACUUAGUCAUUUUCUUUUGUAAGAGUCUCAGUGCAUAGGUCCAGAUGAGGGAGCACUUGUUUUGUUUUAUAAACUCAGAUGAAAAACAACUUAAACUGAAUGUUAAAUUCAGUAUUUAGCUAGUGUUUUUGUGCUUAUCUUUGAGGUAUUCACAUUUACAGCGGUUACAACCUACAGUGCUAACUAAAAUAACAUACCAUUGUUUUGUCGCAAUUCAGCUUGUGGCUGUAAAACAAUAAAUGCUAAUUUGUGAAGAUUUCGUAAAGUUUGUUUCAAGAUUGGAGAGGCUUUUUUCCCCCAUGUGGACUCUUGACGGUAUGAUCAACUUGAAAUUAGUUUUCAAACUACGUUGUAUACAUAUGAUUAAUUUCUCAGAUGUGCAUUUUGAUGAUUGCUUCCAAACUUCUUUGUUAUUCCUGUGCAAUCUGUUGUAAUACUCUAUCAUGCAUCUAUUAUAUUGUGGAUGUGUUAUCACACUUCCCUGAUAAGCCUAGGAUUGUCUGUUGCUUCUCAGGUCAAAUAUGGUUUUCUAAAAAAUAGCUUUUGAAUUCACCUUUAGAGUAAACCUUGUGUAAAAUCCUCUGAUAAUCUGAGAGAAUCCUGAAUUAACUGACUUUUCCUUUGUGGAAAGUACCCAACAGUUUCAUUACAUUCCUGAUAUUCCAUAAUUACUGGUAAACAAUGCAAUGCACAACCAUUAGAGAUGAAACAGUUUGAGGGCACAAACAUUUUAAUAAGAUUAAGGACAAGAACUCUCAAGAGCUAUGGGCAAACAAAGCAGGACUAGCUGCCUUGAUGAUAGCCAAAAAGUCAUAAUCUAAAGAGAGCGCCUACAUGAAUGUAAGUUGAUCACAGAGCUACUGUAGACCUUCCUCAGUAAACACUUAACCAGACAACAAUAAUUUGUCUCAUUUCUACACACAGGACUUUUUCUUUAGCAUCCAGGACAUAACAUUCACAAAAAAAACUGUACAAUG